UCAAGUCGUGGCAACUAGACUUCAGAGUCACGCCAGGGUCUCUCACGACAUUUCUUUCUCCCCACAUCUUUCGCAAUGCCUGCCGAUUCAGAUACUCAAACAAUGUCGUCGACCAUCGGCCCCGAUCUCCCAGUUCACUCGACGACUUCGAAUGCCCCGGGACGCGACUUCGGGUUCCUGCCUGUGCCUCGGUGCGCCCAUCUGGGUAGCUCUGGCGAGAUUGGUUAUGCUAGAGUCCUUGCGUUUGCAGUCGCGGCUACUUUCACUGGUGCGCAGAUCGAACAUUUCUCUCUCUCUUUGAUAGUCAUAUUUUCUCCCCUUAGCAAUGAAUUUGUACUACUGCCAACCCAUUCUCGAUACGCGACGGGUUUGCUAUUCAUCGCACCGCUAGGCGACAUAUUCCAUCGGCGGCAGCUCGUUCUGAUUCUGAUUCUAAUUUCGGGAGCCCUCACUGUCGGUCUCGCAUUGACGAGCUCAUUGAUCGCCUUUGAAGUCCUUUCUUUCUUGACAGCAGUCGCCACCGUGACCCCUCAGGUCCUGAUCCCUCUCACUGCGGAUCUGGCUCCAGCGAACCGGCGGGCAACCUUCAUCGCCCUCGUCCUUGCAGGGCUUCUCACGGGUGUUCUCGUUGCCCGUGUUUUCGCCGGGAUCAUCGCGCAAUAUUCAUCAUACCACAAUGUCUAUUGGAUGGGUGCCGGCGGUCAAUUUUUCCUCGCCAUCGUCCUCUAUCUGAUCACGCCACCUGUCCCGGUCAAAAACACCGGCCUAUCAUACUGGCAGAUCAUGAAGAGCAUGGCGAAAUUUGCAGUGACCGAGCCCAUCCUGAUUCAAGGAUGCAUCAUCUUUUUCUGCGGCGCAGCGAUAUUCUCCGGAUUCUGGGUUACCAUGACUUUCCUUUUGGACGGCGAACCCUAUAACUAUUCACCUUUGGUCAUCGGAAUAUUCGGUGUCGUCGGACUAGCGGGAAUAUGCAUGUCACCGCUCAUCGGACGGGCGGUAGACAGCCUUGUGCCCUGGGCUGCGAGCUUUGUUGCCAUAUGUUUCGUUCUGUCGUCUCAGAUCAUCGAGACGUUUGGCGCCGAGAAGAAUAUUGCCGCUGUUAUUAUUGCGACGCUGAUUCUCGAUGUCGGUGCUCAAGCUACUCAAGUCUCAAUGACGACAGUCAUUUUCGGAAUUGACCCACAUGCUCGGGCGCGUUUGAAUACCCUGCUCGUUGGAUCCGUCUUUCUCGGGCAGGUCACUGGAACUGCUGUUGGAACUAAACUAUAUGUUUCUGGCGGAUACAAGCUCUCCUCGGGCAUCCGCGUCGUCUUUGCUGGAGUUGAGCUUCUCGCGCUUCUGGCAAGAGGCCCCCAUGUCCCGAGGUACACUUGGGUCGGAUGGGCGGGCGGCAUGAAACUUCGGAAAUCGUCGCCAGCGCCACCGAUAGAGGCAGAAAUCACGGAGGCGGAGCUUAACUCCGGCGGAAAGAACCAGUAAUUCAUGAAAUAGAGUGUAUUUUCAGCCCCUCAGCGAAGCAGUGCAGGACUUUGAUCUCUUGGAAAGCUGGAGGAACAUGAGCCGCCGCGCAUCGCACAUAGUUCCAUCGGGCGGGGGGAGACCGAGAGUCGGCAACGCCAUGAAUCAGACUUUUUCAAAGGAUGUAUACCAUCAUUGCUCUGCGCAUGUACUGCGGCUCAGCGAGUAAUACCCGAAAGAGAGACAUAGCGGGCGAUGCUAUCCAACCAUUUAUCCAAUCGCUUGAUUUUGAUCUCUAAUAGCGUCAUUUUG
Mycena citricolor is the source of this 1770-nucleotide messenger RNA. Lineage: Eukaryota; Fungi; Basidiomycota; Agaricomycetes; Agaricales; Mycenaceae. The record is from the annotation of a GenBank genome assembly.